This is a messenger RNA of Ooceraea biroi (clonal raider ant), 1422 nucleotides long. Its product is annotated as peptidyl-alpha-hydroxyglycine alpha-amidating lyase 2. Gene Ontology annotation, biological process: peptide metabolic process. The record is from RefSeq and is a predicted model, not a curated record. Gene Ontology annotation, cellular component: extracellular region; membrane. Gene Ontology annotation, molecular function: protein binding; catalytic activity. Lineage: Eukaryota; Metazoa; Arthropoda; Insecta; Hymenoptera; Formicidae.
GGCGACUACCUGUCUGAUUACGCCGACAGAUCCUCUCCCGGACCGAACGCAGUCGGUUUUCAACACUGGCUGCAACACAAUUCAACGAGAUUGUUACAUUAUACCAAGACAGUUUAAUCUAAUCUACACUAAAAGGUUGUGUUUUAGAACCGAUUGAAAUUUGGCAAACAUCUGCGUGUGUAAAUCGAUUCGGACAUCAUCAACUACUUUGGAAGAAUAAAAGAAUGGCGAACGGACGCGAUCGACUACCGCAGUUUCUCCCGGUACUGAUGAUCCUGCUGUUCAAAGGAGUUACGUCCGAUAUAGAACGCAGUGGCUUCGACGAGAAUAGUUUUAGCAGAUUCGACGAACUUUAUGGUGCUUCUCAUGAUCAGUUCCCGGACUUUUAUAACGUACCGUUACACCCUGUCGAAAAUCCUUUCUGGCAAAGUCCCGAAAAUCUUGGCGAAAUUUCCGGAGUCGCGGUGGAUCCGACGGGAAAAGUCGUGAUUUUCCACCGCAGCGAUCGAACAUGGAAUUAUGACACUUUCGACGAGAAUGGAGAGUAUCAAGAAAAGUACAAAGGUCCAAUUCAUAGUAACACGGUCUUAACGCUCGAUCCGAAAAGCGGCGAUAUUAUUUACGGCUGGGGAAAUCAGACGUUCUAUCUGCCACAUGGGAUUCACAUCGACAAUUUUGGAAAUGUAUGGCUGACCGAUAUCGCUCUUCAUCAAGUAUUCAAGUAUUCACCUUCCGGAGUUGCUCGAAUGGUUCUCGGUCAAAGAUUUGAGCCUGGAAGUGACAUGGAACAUUUCUGUCAACCAACCUCGGUCGCGGUUGCUCCUGGUGGAGAGAUCGUUGUCGCGGAUGGAUACUGUAACAACAGAAUAGUGUUAUUCGAUUCGAGGGGCAGCCCCAAGUAUAGUAUCGGUGAACAUUGGAUUUCAUUAAGAAUUCCCCAUGGAUUGACAAUCUUGCCAAAUAGAGAGGUAUGCAUCGCGGAUCGCGAAAAUUCGAGGGUGGUGUGCUUGGACAUUGGGCUUUCUGGGUCAAGCCAGAAUCCUGAACCUCCCUAUUCGAUCCGUCACCGUCAGUUUGGCCGUAUAUUUGGCAUUACAUCGUAUCGUGGUAUUAUCUAUGCUGUUAACGGGAUAACAUCCAGCAAGAUACAAAUCAAGGGCUUUACUGUCGAUCCGGUAAAGCGAAGUGUAGUAGGAACUUGGGGUCCAGAAUCCUCGCUCUUCGUAAGACCUCAUGCUAUCGCUGUGUGUCCAAAUGGCACAGCUCUCUAUGUAUCAGAGAUUGGACCAAACAAAGUAUGGAAGUUCGAUUUAUUGCAAAUUCAACUAACAUAGAAAUUAAACAAUAUGUGAAUACAUAUGUAUCAUGUAAAUAAAAGAGCGUAUAUAAAAAUUACUACUCUAAUAAAUAUGCAAGCGCUUA